AUGCGCUUUGCAGCCAUUCUGCUACUUUAUCCAUGUCUUGCGGAGCCCCAGUGCGCGGCCACAGAUGACCUUAGCUGUGACCGCGAGGGCUCCGACGAGCUAUCACUAUCGCAGUGGGGCCAGGGCUUCCUCCAGGAGACCUACCAGGUCAGGGAGCGUGCAGCCGAGGGCCAUUUAGCUGUCAGCGCCUCCAAGGGAUCGGCCGAGGCACCGGGUCUGACAUCCGCUUCCUGGGAACGCAUAGAUCGAGCCCUCUUCGGUAGCCGAGUGGUGCACUUCCCGUGGUGGGUCUACGGAGGAGUCAUCGGAUUCUUCGUGGCAGUUUUCGUCCACGAAGUGUAUGUGUCUCGCGGUGGCAUUCCUAUUUGCCAGCCCAAGCAGCUUGAGAAGUCUUUGGGAUGCCAGCUGAUGGGCCUGUGGAGCAAUGCCGCACCCUUUGUGGCCAUGUCCAUGCAGGUGCCGAUCUCCCUUGACUUCGCGUUGUCUCUUCGGCAAGGAGCUACUUCUUCGGGCUUCUUUCUGAGCUGCGGCGUGAUCACCGGCCUGUGUGCCAUGGCAGCGGGCAAAAAGUUGGUGGACGAAGACAACUGGGACCAGUUUUAUGUGCGCCGACUGCUGAUUGUCAUUCCUCUGAUAGCCAUGGGCGUCAGUUUCAGCUCUGCAGUCUUCAUCAACGAGACAGCAGGCAGCGAGCAAGUGUACAUGGUCUGGUGGGUGAUGAUUGGAUUCACGGUCAUCAGUUCCUUUAUUGGACCGCUGGCCGUCAUUCCGGGCAUCAUCUUCUGGACGAAGAUCACCAAGUCCAAGAACCGGACCUUCUGGAUGAUCCUAACGCAGUGCGCGCGAAACUUUGGCCUGGUGGUUGGCCCCGGGCUUUUCGCAAUCCUGCGCACGUUCGUGACGGGCGGUGGGGAGCGGGUCUGCCCCCGGAGCAUGAUGGGCUGGGUGAACCUGCUGCUGCUGGUCAUCUCCCUGAUCUCCGCCUCUUUCGGUGCCUUCGUUAUGCCGGCUAGGCUGCCUGACUACCCGCUGAACCUGGACGACGAGGGCGAGGAUGACCCAGAUGAGCUGGUCAUGAGUUCCGACGCCCAUCUUGAGCAAAUGGCCGACCCGGAGCGCGAGCGCGUGGUAUGGAACAUGAUCUGGUAUGCCUUUGAGCGACCCUUCACACUGGCGGCUGUCGAAGUGUCUACGCUAAUGAUGCUGGAGGUCUACUAUGGCUGGGAUCCAUACAUGACGGGCAUUUGCUUCACGGCGGUCUGCUCUUUGGGCAUCGUCAUGUCCAUCUUCACCACGGUCGCCUUGGUCAAGGGAUGGCUGGUCGAGUCGAAGGUGUUCAUUGUCUCGGCGGCUUCGUCCAUCGUUGGCUGCUGCUUCCUGCUGGAGAUAGUUCCAACACCUGGCUGGACCCUUCUCAUUGCGGACUGCGUCAUUUACACCGGCGCUACAGUGGCCAAUGGAUUCGCAGAAGGAUGGGCGAGCCGCGCUGCAAAGGAUGGCUCGAGCUUUAGCAAUGCCGAAUAUCGGCUGCGCCAGCUAUCUGCAGUAACAGUCAGCCGCUUUAUGGGUCCCAUUGCCGGCCGCUUCUUGGUCGACUACGGAGGCCGAAACGUCUAUGCCGUGGCACAGAUCAUUAUGUGCAUGAUGGGCACAAGGACGGUCUACAAGACAGUCAGCCUGAUUUGGCGCUGGAAUGCAGCCAAUCCCGAGAUCGCCAACAAACCGAAGGCCAUGGGCAAUGCGGACAUGGGCAACGCGGAGAAGCUCCUCCCUGACACAGCCUUCAAAGUGGAGGAGCACAAGGCCAAGAACGGAACGCUUGAGGCGGCUCCGGAAGACCAAUAG
Molecule: messenger RNA, 1845 nt
Organism: Symbiodinium pilosum
Lineage: Eukaryota; Dinophyceae; Suessiales; Symbiodiniaceae
Source: the annotation of a GenBank genome assembly